This is a messenger RNA of Syngnathus typhle (broad-nosed pipefish), 2603 nucleotides long. Its product is annotated as gastrula zinc finger protein XlCGF26.1-like. The transcript has 4 exons. NCBI's taxonomy places the organism in Eukaryota, Metazoa, Chordata, Actinopteri, Syngnathiformes, Syngnathidae. The record is from RefSeq and is a predicted model, not a curated record. Bases 365 to 2194 code for a protein of 609 amino acids. Gene Ontology annotation, biological process: regulation of cytokine production; negative regulation of transcription by RNA polymerase II; regulation of immune system process.
AUCGUGGGUAGAGUUCGUCUCCAACUUGGCUGAUCAACAACAUAAAAACGUCCCAUGGUCGUCCGCUAGAGGGCGUCCAGGAACUCACUCAAAUGACAUCAUCAUUACGUAGCAGGAAGUCAAGCGACGACGUCAAAACUGGGCUUGGUUGCAGCACUCAAACAAGUUUAUCCGCCUUCUAUUCGGCUGCAUCAGAUAAACACGCAACUUAUGUGGUGAAUGGUUAACCCUUAGCUACGCUACAACUGCAACGACGAAAGAGGUCCGAGCUACAUGAAAUCUCGUUUCGUGUAUUGGGUCGCGUUAAGUUCACGUUGUAAACAACACAAGUUGAAGUUAAGACCUGAGUGGUUGCAGCGAGAAAAUGUUUGCAAGGACCACAGCAAAGUACGUGGAGGAAAAGGUCUGUAGUCGUCAACGACUGGAAGCUCUUUGGCUGCAGUCUAAUGUGUUGUGCAGAGCAGACACCAGUGAAGCUAUUUGUCCUAAGCAGGAGCCAGAGCGCACUCACAUUAAAGAGGAAGAUGUGGGCAACGAGGUCCAACACUUCAAUGAACAAAUGGAGCAGAAUUUCUUUUGCAUCAUAAAAAAGGAGGAAGAGCCGGAGCGUUCUUGUAAUAAAGCGGAGGGGGAGGACUCCUGCGACAUUAAAGACGAGGGAGAAGACUUCUAUAACAUUAAAAAGGAAGAGGAGGAGGAUGCCUCCGAGAUGCCAUUGACUGGUGUCCCUUUGAAGAGUUCAGAUGAGGGUCAACAUGAGGUGAGCAAAGCGGAGGUGCCUCCAAGCUGCAGCUCAAGUCAACAACUGACCAGAGAAAGUGAUGGAGACCACUGUGGAGGAUCACAAGCUGCUCCACCAUCAGAUAGUGAUGAUGUGUCAUCACAAGUUCCUGCUGCUGCUGAUUUAAAAAGGCACACAGGUAUUCACACUUGUGAGAAACCUUUUUCAUGCUCAGUUUGUGACCAAAAAUUCUCUAAAAAGGAACACUUAAAAAGACAUACAAGAAUUCACACUGGUGAGAAACCUUAUUCAUGCUCAGUUUGUGACCAAAAAUACUAUCGUAAGGACUACUUACAAAUUCAUACAAGAAUCCACACUGGUGAGAAACCUUUUUCAUGCUCAGUUUGUGACAAAAAUUUCUCUAAAAAGGAACACUUAAAAACACAUACAAGAAUUCACACUGGUGAGAAACCUUUUUCAUGUUCAGUUUGUGGCCAAAUAUGCUCUAACAAGUAUACCUUAAAAAGACAUACAAGAAUCCACACGGGUGAGAAACCUUUUUCAUGUUCAGUUUGUGGCCUAAAAUUGUCUGACAAGGCAGGUUUAACUAUACAUGGAAGAAUCCACACUGGUGAGAAACCUUUUUCAUGUUCAGUUUGUGGCCAAAGAUUCUCUGAAAAGGGAACCUUAAGAAGACAUACAAGAAUCCACACUGGUGAGAAACCUUUUUCAUGCUCAUUUUGUGGCCAAACAUUCUCUACCAGGGAAGCCUUCAAAAAACAUACCAGAAUCCAUACUGGUGAGAAACCUUUUUCAUGCUCAGUUUGUGGCAAAGCAUUCUCUGCCAAGGAAAACUUACAAAAACAUACAAGAAUCCACACUGGUGAGAAACCUUUUUCAUGCUCAGUUUGUGACCAAGAAUUCGCUCAAAAGGAACACUUAAAAAAACAUACACGAAUUCACACUGGCGAGAACCCUUUUUCAUGCUCAGUUUGUGACCAAAAAUUCUCUCAAAAGGAACACUUAAAAACACACACAAGAAUUCACACUGGCGAGAACCCUUUUUCAUGCUCAGUUUGUGGCCGAAUAUUCCCUUUCAAGGGAACCUUAAAAACACAUACAAGAAUCCACACUGGCGAGAAACCUUUUUCAUGCUCAGUUUGUGGCCAAAAAUUCGGUCAAAGGAGUUACCUCAAAAGCCACGCAAGAAGCCACACUGACGAGAAACCUUUUUCAUGCUCAGUUUGUGGCCAAAAAUUUAGACAGAAAGACACCUUGAGAGAGCACACAAGAAUCCACACUGGCGAGCAACCGUUUUCUUGCUCAGUUUGUGGCCAAAACUUCUCUCAGAGGGGACGUUUAAAAACGCACACAAGAAACCACACUCGCGAGAAACCCUUUUCCUGCGGAGUUUGUGGUCAAACAUUCCGUCACAAGGUGAGCUUAAUCAGCCACGCAAGAGCCCACACCUAACACUGCUUAGUCAGUUGCCAAAGAGUCUCUAUUGAGAAUUCCGAGUGCCUUGGGGAGAUGAGCAAUUAUCCAUGAACUUCUCACCUUCUAUUUGAGCAGACUAUGAGUUUAUGCAUCAAUGAUCAUUCUAUUCUGGUAUGUACCUUUUGAUUGAGAUGCCGAACUCCUUUCCUUUACUACAGUGAGAAGUUCAUAUUUUAGUUUUAGUAAUGAAUUUGGAAAUACUUAACCGGCCUCGGGAUGAUGAUAGUUCUGUGUUUUUCAUUAUACGUGAUGUUUAUUGUGGCACUUGUCUUUGUCUGUUAUUUAUCCUGUUUUAAAUUUGGCACUUGUAUUCUUCCACUCUUGUACGCUGCUGUGACAAGUAGAUUUCCCUGCUGUGGGAUGAAUAAAGUACUAUCAUAAUCAA